Messenger RNA from Nasonia vitripennis (jewel wasp), 2103 nucleotides. RefSeq lists its product as uncharacterized. The transcript has 7 exons. The record is from RefSeq and is a predicted model, not a curated record. Bases 586 to 1743 code for a protein of 385 amino acids. NCBI's taxonomy places the organism in Eukaryota, Metazoa, Arthropoda, Insecta, Hymenoptera, Pteromalidae.
GCAGAUGGAAAUAACCGUUUGAAUCGUUGACAGUUGACGAAAGCCAAAUGCGUCGAGGAGCCGGCGAAGGUAAAUGGAGUGGUUUUGUCGAAGGUUUUUCAUUGGAAAGUUUGUGGCCGGACUAACACACACACACACACAUAUAUAUAUAAUUUGGAGCGAAAUACUGCGCCAGCGACAUCUGCUGAUUUUCACGCAAAGGCGGUUAUGUUGCUCGGCUGCUCACCGCUGAAAUUAUACUACUGUAAAGUGCUGCUAUACACCUGCGCAGGCGGAAGUGGGAACCUACGAACUACUCGCUGCACCUGCAACCGGCUUAUAUACUGAAUAUUGCAAUUCAUUUGUUUUUGUUUAUUACGUAUAGUUGUUGUUGACAGCGUUAGAUUAAUAGACUUUGUCGAACUGAUGUUCCUUAUAUACCUAUAAGUACAUACGUAUACGUGCAACUACAAGUGUAAAACAAAAAGGCUCGCCCAGUUGUGCGGGGCGCCUGCGUUGUUUACUUUCGCCUGCGUCGUUGUUUCGGCGCACCGUUUGGAGAGGAAUCAAGACUUUUCACCGGUCAUCGCGGAGCCGAGACGAACAAUGUUUAGCCUUGACAAUCCGACCAAAGUUGACACGGGCUUUUCCUUUCGGUCCAUAUCGCCAUCAGCAUUCACACAUAAACCGGAGGAUGUGACUAAAAAUCCAGGAUGCCAAUUGACUGUUGACAAACCUGCGCUAUUUCAAUUUGGGAAUUCUCAGAGGGAUGCAGAGAAGAAGUUUGAAAAGAAAUUUAAUUUUGUUCUCAAUGUAGAGAAGUCAGAUGAAUCUGGUUCUGGUGCAGACAACAAUAUUACCAGCAUCAAAGAAACUGAAUCAAAAUCAAUUGUCAAGGAGGAAACAAUAAAUGAAGAUACAAAUAAAAAGUUUACAACUCAAAUGCAAGACAAAGAAUCAAGUGAACAGGAACAAAAAUCUGAUGAAGGAAAUGAAAAGACAGAUGAGAUAAGCGUAAAAGUAUUGUUCAAAGAGUUCAAAGAAAUAAUAAACGAAUUCUCAAAGGAAAGAGCCGAAUAUGAAAAAAGAAUCACAGCUUUGGAAGCAAGAAUAGAAGCUCUUGAAACGAGUAGAAGACUUCAAUUAGAUAAUAUCAGUUCUACAGGUAAAGGUGAUGAAGGUCAUGAUACAGUUCCUAUAAAUUGCGCAAAAGAUAUGCCAUUUGCAAUACAGUCAUUGCCAGUUGCAGUACCUUCAUUUAUUUCACCUCAGGCAACUAUUUUUGGAUCUACACUCUUGUACAGUUCAGCUACUGCACCAACACCUAACUAUGUGUUCGAGGCAACAUCAUUUCCUAGUAAAUCAGCUUCAAGUGCUGAAUUGCUGAUACCUAAAAGACAAUUGAAUAACUCACCUUUCUCACUUAGCACUCCAAUGGUUCAAACCAACCUUUUAUCAAGUACAGAAAAUACAAUAUCAGAAGAAAUGAAAAAUAAGGGCAAAGAAAACAAUACUUCUUUAGCAAACAAAGGAAAUGAAGUAAUUAAUACAUCAUUAAGAGUGAAUAAAGGACUAGAAAAAAAGAAACAAAGAACAAGCGAGGCACCAUAUCAUUUAGAACAUCAAACUAAUGAAAGCACAGAGAGAAUACCAAGUCUGGAUAACUUUAAAAAAUCGAUUGAAGAGUCUUUUCAAAAAGCUAUGAGAGAUAUUUUUACAGAGCUUAAGGAAACUUUGGAAAGUGUGUACGACAAAAAAAAUUGAAAGCGAAAAAUUGUGUGUCAUUUAUGUGACAAAAUUUUGUACAAAACUCGAGUUCGUGAAAUAAUUCUAUGUCCAGUUUGGAAUACAUAUAGUAAUGAUUAGUAUUUGACAGUAUUCUAAUUAUAAGUUUCAGUGAUCCAACAAAUACUUAUAUUCUUUUUUUACAAUCAUAGUUGGAAACAUUAGAAAAAAUUAAUCUGUAAAAUAAAUGUACUACACAUUUCCACAAGAGGCUUGAUACAUAUGUAUUUCUAUGAACACUGUAAUAUACUUGCUGAGAAAAUGAGUAAUAACGCGAGUAUGUGUAAUUAAUUUAUAACAAAGUGUAACCUAUAUAAAUGUCAACGUUAUUGUCAACAA